UUUUAACUCAAAGUUUGAUCAAUAAAUAGUGUUUUAUUUAAAAUGAAGCCGAAUCAGGAUGAUUUAACCCCAGCCGAGAUCAAUAAACAAAUGUUGGAGAUAAAGAAAAAGAUCCAACUUUCCGAGGGUCAAAGAAAGGCAGCAUUUGAAGACUGUGAAGCUGAACGAAAAUCAAACACUGACGAGAUUCACAAGCUCAAGACUGAAAUCAGAGAAUUGGUGAAAAAAUUGAAAGAAAAAACCCAAUCAACUGCUGCUCUCAUCAAAACUUACAAGAAACUCGAAUCAUUACUUGGGCCAAUCGAUGACAAAAGCACGUCCACAAUUGAACAAUUGCUAGAUUUGCAAAUUAUCGACAAAUCCAAAUGCUUAAACUUGGUCAAUUACAAAAUUAAAAAACGCCAGAAAUUACUAACACAAUUAGGCGAAGAAUUCCAAUUGUUACAAUCGGAGAAAUCUCUGCAACAAGUCGUUGAAAAAGUCGAUAAACCGGCGAAAAAAGCCACAUGUGAACUUCAGAACAGUAUCCACGCUGUUGAGGUCCAACUGAGGGAGGCAAACCACAUUUCCGCCCGUUAUAAAGACGUGAAAAAGUCACUGUUACGCGACUCGGCCCGUUUUGAGAGCAAUAUCAAGCGAAUUGAGGAGGAAUUAGCGUUGCAAAAUAACGACAUUACCGAACUGCAACACGUAAUGAACGAAGCCACGAAAAAACGGAGCACAGCACGUGGACACCUCCUUCGAGAGGAGAAAAUUGCAAUGUCAAGUGCACAUUUUAGAGAUAGACAAACUGUGGAAGGCCAAAGAUUGGUUACGAGGCGAAAACAAGAGUUAGAGUUGCUGGAAAAACGUAUUUUCCAAGUUGUGAAAGUCGCAAGAGUUGAGGAAAUAAUUGAGGAGGAAAAUGAAACAAUGCUCACAACUUUAUCACCACCGGAGGAAGUUUUAACUCGGGCUUUCGAGGUUUUGAAGAAAGCGACAGGGGCCACUAACACCUCGGAGGUUUUACACAAAUUUAACAUGCAAAAAGACACCUUAGAACGGCUUAUUUUGCUACGGAAAAAAUCAGAAAGCGAGAAGAAACAACUCGAGAAGAAUUUGGACGAUUUAAACACGCAAUUGGAGUUUUUCAAGUACGCUGAAGUGAAGGAAACUGAACGCAAGUCGCUUAAAAUGGAACAAAUGCUAAGCCAAAUCGACGAAAUCAAAAACAUAUCACUCAAAACCAACAAUUUGAAACUGGUGAAGGAUAAGACGAUUCAGACGAUUCUCCGAUCUGUUCAAGAGUUACAAGCUUGCAUUAACCCGAUUUCGGUGCCAGAAAGCAACGUUUUGGGCACUUUGAAGUGCAUUAAGUCCGAUUUGGCCAAAAUUAUCCGCAUUGAAAACGAAGAAAACGUCGUUAAACUUGAAGAUAUUGAAGAAAAGUGGUUGCCGGGACCGUACAGUGGCCUAGUACGUAGAACUCCAAUUCCCCAGCCCGGGACUUCCCCGGCUCCUCCUCCACCUCCCACGGGAUCUGAAGACGAGGAGGAGGUCCCGUCCAGGACUUACUUGAAACGUCAAGCCCAAUUAGUCGUCGAUGCGAAGUCACGGCGCAAAAAUAUUCGAAUUCCCGCAAAAAAAUAAAGGAAGUAAAAUUUUUUGUGUAAUAAAUUUGCAAAUAACUAUGUGAAAAUUUUCCGCUGAAAAUAACAGUUAGACGCAAUUACGACAUAAACUGGGCACAAUAAACAAUAAAAAUUCA
Molecule: messenger RNA, 1747 nt
Organism: Tribolium castaneum (red flour beetle)
Lineage: Eukaryota; Metazoa; Arthropoda; Insecta; Coleoptera; Tenebrionidae
Gene: CCDC151
Product: Coiled-coil domain containing protein 151
Exons: 3
Coding region: 43-1629 (528 amino acids)
Biological process (GO): cilium movement; outer dynein arm assembly
Cellular component (GO): ciliary basal body; ciliary rootlet; cilium
Source: RefSeq, a predicted model, not a curated record